Molecule: messenger RNA, 3242 nt
Organism: Populus euphratica (Euphrates poplar)
Lineage: Eukaryota; Viridiplantae; Streptophyta; Magnoliopsida; Malpighiales; Salicaceae
Product: serine/threonine-protein kinase D6PK-like
Exons: 3
Coding region: 401-2956 (851 amino acids)
Biological process (GO): protein phosphorylation
Molecular function (GO): protein kinase activity; ATP binding
Source: RefSeq, a predicted model, not a curated record
ACAGAAGAAAAGAAACAGGAAGCUACUGAUACUUCUCGUGAUCAUUUGCAUUCCAACUUUUCUCUUUCCUCAUUCACUCUCCCACCGCUCUCUCUCGUGCCCCAACUCCAACCCUUACCAUCAUCUCUGAUAUUUCUUUUCCUUCUCGCCUUCUUCCUGUUAUCCAGCCGAUGCUCUUCGUUUCCGAUCCUUUUCAGGGUUUGAAUGCUCCUUUUUGAGGCUAGUGAAUGGGAUUUAACGGGCUGUUUGGAUUAGGGGAUCGUUAUGUUUGAAGAGAAUUUCCAAGGAUAUAUGGUGUUCUUUCUGAUAUCUGUGCAGUUUUGCCUUCAAAAUGUUUCUUUAGAAUUGGGUUAAUAUAGUUUUUGGAAGGUUUGUUGUCUGUAGUAUUUGAGUGAACACCAUGGAGAUGGAUGCAGUGCCCAGUAUUUCUGAAAUUGUUGAAUCAAAUGAAGAGUUGGAUUUUGAAUUGAAAAUGGAUGAGAAAGCGAGGAAGCAUUCUGUUUUAAAAUUGGGAAAUAGGUAUUCUAUUGAAGAUGACAUUAAUCGUCUUUUUGAAUCAAUUGAGAUUAGAACCUCCACUAAGCACAAUGAUGAAGUUGUUAAAGAUGCUUUAAGGAAGAAAGCUAUGAAGAGACCAAUGAGGGUUGGUUCACCUCAAAUGUCAGGAAUUGGAAUUUCAGAGCCUGUUAGUUUGAAGCAAGCUUUGAGGGGAUUAUGCAUCUCUCAGGCGUCGGAGAUGGCAGCAAUGAAGCGAUUAUCAAGACCAACAAGUUCAUCAAGGUCCUCAGAAGUGGGAACUAUCAAAAGGUUGUACAGGGCAGUCGUAGUUGAGGCUGAUGGAUCUGGGCUCCCCAUAAAUGAAGGCAAUGGAAAUUUGGUAGAAAUCUCUCUUGUACCAGAAAAAAUCACAUCAAAUUCUUCUGAGAAGAUGUUUGAAUCCUCAGAAAUGGUCAAGGCGGAGUUAUCACAUCAAACUCUCCAUUCUUCGCGGGAUCAGGUUGUUCCUCUGCCUACAGGGUUUGAUCGUGAAAUAUCAAAGGAAGAAGUUGGAGAGCUUAAAUCUACAGAUUAUUCAUUUAACAGUCAUGUUGGUGAGAAGCCAAAAGAGGCAGAUGAGAUUGCUUUGGCCUCAAUCAAAGUUUCUGUAAAAACUCCAGUGCCAGAAGAGGAGAAAAACCAUUUGCAUGCUUCCUCCUUACUUUCUGUGUCUGGUUCAAGCCCUGGUCGUACAGUGAAUAAUUCUGUAUGUAAUGCUCCGUGCUUCAUCAAGCCAAUCUUCAGGAGCAAAAACUUCAUUAAGAAGAAAGCUAAGCAGGAUUCAGCUUCUGCCUCCAGCAGUUCUAAUCCAAGUAAUAAAAAAGUCAAUAAUGAUCUGAAUCCUAGUACAAGCAAUUCGGACGUGACGCAUGACUGUAUGCUGGAGAGUGGGAGGAGAGGAGGUGCGAAAGCUUCUCCAGCUUCUAGCAGUACAAAUCACAGCACCGAAUACAAUUCAGUCAUUGCUGACACAAGUUCAGGCAGGCUGGGUUCUAGUUUGAAUGGUGUUAACAGAACGAGAUCUAUAUCGACAAAGGUUGAUGAAAGAUCAAGAUCAAGAGAAAAGGGGGAAUUCUCUCAAAGUUCAAAAAGUAGUAUCGGUGACUAUAGUAGUAGCACGAGUAUUAGUGAUGAUAGCAAUCUAAGCGGGUCUAGUCGUAGUGGCAGUCGGCCUCACAUGUCAAAGGACGUGAGGGGGGAAGCCAUUCGCCAUAUUCAGAAGCAGCACGGGAGCUUUUGUUUGAAACAUUUUAAGCUGAUCAAGAAGCUUGGUUGUGGGGAUAUUGGGUCUGUUUAUCUUGCUGAGCUAAGUGGAACAAAUUGCCUAUUUGCUUUGAAGGUGAUGGACAACGACUAUUUGGCAAGCAGGAAGAAGAUGUCUAGGGCCCUAACUGAAAGAAAGAUUUUGCAGAUGCUGGACCAUCCUUUUCUCCCUACAUUAUAUGCCCAUUUUGUGUCAGAUAAACUCUCCUGCUUGGUUAUGGAGUACUGCCCUGGUGGAGAUCUGCAUGUGCUGCGGCAGAAACAACCUGGCAGGAUUUUUGAAAAAAAAGCCGCAAGGUUUUAUGUUGCUGAAGUCCUCCUUGCACUGGAGUAUUUGCACAUGCUUGGAGUUGUUUAUCGAGAUUUAAAACCAGAAAAUAUUCUGGUCCGAGAGGAUGGGCACAUCAUGCUUUCAGAUUUUGACCUAUCACUCAGGUGUGCUGUUAAUCCAGUUCUGCUUCAAUCAUCUACACCUGCUGAAGAGCCUGCAAAAAAGAUGUCGAGUCCAUGCUCUGAAGCUAGCUGCAUUGAUCCUUUCUGCCUCCAUCCAGCCUGGCAUGUAUCAUGUUUCACUCCAAGACUUCUAUCAGUUGCUGCUGCGAAAUCUCAGAAGUUAAAAUCUGACCUAGCUGCUCAAGUCAGUCCGCUGCCACAGGUGGUAGUGGAGCCAACAAGUGCUCGUUCUAACUCCUUUGUUGGGACUCACGAAUACCUGGCUCCAGAGAUCAUCAAAGGUGAGGGUCAUGGCAGUGCUGUUGAUUGGUGGACUUUUGGAAUCUUCUUGUUUGAGCUGUUAUAUGGUAGAACGCCGUUCAAGGGCUCAGGAAAUGAGGAAACUUUGUCCAACGUUGUGUCACGAAGCCUCAAGUUCCCCAGCAGCCCUAUAGUUAGUUUUCAUGCACGUGAUUUGAUUAGAGGAUUGUUGAUAAAGGAACCUGAGAAUCGGCUAGGAUCUGCCAAAGGGGCUGCAGAGAUCAAACAGCACCCUUUCUUCGACGGCCUUAAUUGGGCUCUGAUACGGUGUACAAUUCCGCCAGAGCUGCCUAAACACUGCGAUGCUGGAAUUACAUCAAUCACAUUCUCUCAGAACAAGGACUGCACUAAGUUUAAGGAUGUCAAGGAUACAGAAGAGCAAAGAGUGUUUGAGAUGUUUUAGCCUGGAAUUAUCUGAUGUGAGAAAGGAAAGAUGUUUGAUUUUCUUUUCUUUUCUUUUUUAAAAAUGAGGUUUCGCAUCAUUAUUGUAACUAUAUAUAACAUAUAUUUAUGGCAUAUAGUGUAAAUGUAAUUCUGAAAAUUGGCGGCAACUUAUUAAGUAUGAGAUAUAUGUAUACCUUUAACUCUAGUUUAGAGUUGAAAUGUGAAAUGAGGGAAAGUAAUUGAGAAUGUGGAGGUGAAGAAGCAUUGCUCUCUUAUUUAUCUGAGCAUAUCAGUCUCCCUGUGCA